UGUUUGUGCUUCCACAAACGCACCAUCGAAGUAAUUUCACAUCGAGGGGAAAAAAGUAGUCUGCGCGCAAGAGAGGGACCGCUGCUCGCAAAUUAUGGACGAGGAGAGCAUGACCAAAAGCGACGAGCAUCUUCUGAGUUUGCAAAAAGCCUUGCAGCAGUGCGAGCUGGUGCAAAACAUGAUUGACAUCAGCAUCUCCAGCUUGGAAGGUUUGAGGACCAAAUGUGCCACAUCCAACGACUUGACACAAAAAGAAAUCCGGACGCUGGAGGGUAAGCUGGUGAAGUAUUUUAGUCGGCAGCUCUCUUACAAGCGUAAAGUGCCCUUACAGGAGCGGAAUGUUGAGCUGGACGGAUUCCCUCGACUGGGACACUGGUUUCGCAUUGUUAACAUCAGGAAAGAGGUUAUUGAGGAAAUCGGGCCAGGGGAGCUGAAGCUGGAGGCUCUGUUGGACAUUUCUGAUGAGCAGGUGUCUGAGGCGCUACAGAAGUUCGGAGCGAGCGAUGAUGAGUGUGCGCGCCUCAACGCCUCACUCACAUGUCUACGAUCUGCUCACAAAUCAGAACAACUGGAGGAUGAUAAGCUGCAAAGUAACGGAGGAUCCAGCAGUAACCAGCCUAAGCAGGACUGGUCCAUUCAGUGGCCCACUUCUGAGUCGGGUAAAGAGAACACCCCGGUGGGGCAAGCCGACCACAGUCAGUGGGUGCGUCUCCAGCUCUCCCAGAGUCCUAAACUGCACUCCCGCUAUAGUCAACACUUGUGCCAGAGCCCUCAGGCGCUGGCGCCUCCCUUCUUCUCCCAGCAUCCACAGUCCCAGACGGACCGGCUGACCGUAGACACUCACUACGGCCUCUUCCCCUCCCCUCUGGAAACCGGACAUCACUCUCUUCCUCCCUCCCCCAGACAGAGGCACUUUGCUUACACACCUCCACGGACUCCCUUAGUAGUGAACACCAUGACCCCUCCAGGGACGCCACAGGUCAGGCGCAGGAAUAAACUGAAGGCCCCCGGAACACCACCGCCUGCCAACCGGAAGCUCAUUCACCUUCUGCCGGGGUUCACUGCUCUGCACCGCAGUAAAUCUCACGAGUUUCAACUUGGGAACAGAAUAGAUGACGCACAGACGCCCAAAGCAAAAAAGAAGACCAAGCCCUUAAACCUGAAGAUCCACAGCAGCGUGGCGGGAAGCUGCGAGAAUUUGCCCACCCAACGCUCUCCACUCCACUCUGAUCAUUCUCUGCGCUCCUUCUUUUUCCCCAAUUUCGUCCCUUCGACGCCCCCCGUGCACUCGGACACCCCCUCAGCAAACACCCUCUCCGUUCCUCGCUGGUCCCCUCAGAUACCACGCAGAGACCUUGGCAACUCCAUAAAACACAGGUUUUCCACAAAGUACUGGAUGUCACAGACGUGUAUCGUGUGCGGGAAAGGAAUGCUGUUCGGCUUAAAAUGCAAAAACUGCAAAUUGAAGUGCCACAACAAAUGCACCAAAGAAGCUCCACCUUGCCAUUUACUCAUUUACCACAGAGGAGAUCAAGGGACGUCUCAAACUCGUCAACUCGUCAGGACCGAGUCGGUACCAUGUGACAUAAACAACCCCCUCAGGUACUCAGAUCUGCACAUUAGCCAGACUCUCCCUAAGACCAACAAAAUCAACAAGGACCACAUCCCCGUACCAUAUCAGCCCGACUCCAGCAGUAACCCCUCCUCCACCACCUCCUCCACCCCAUCGUCCCCGGCACCCCCGCUGCCUCCCAGCGCGACGCCCCCCUCUCCCAUGCACCCGUCCCCACAGAGCGCCAGACAGCAAAAACAGUCCAACCUUACAGCAUCUCAUUACUACAAAUACAAGCAGCAGUUCAUCUUCCCCGAUGUGGCCCCCGAGGUCCCCAGCAGGACCCCUCAGGUCAUUCUGCACCCUGUUCUUUCUGAGCCCGGUACCAAAGUAAGUCCUCUGCUGCAGAUUGAGGUCGAGCCAACAUCUGAUAACGAGGAAGGCAACGAUGAGGCUGAGGGCUCGGCAGACGAGUUCGAGGAGAUGAAUCUUUCCCUUCUGUCUGCGCGCAACUUCCCACGCAAGGCCAGCCAGACCAGCAUCUUCCUGCAGGAGUGGGACAUUCCCAUGGAGCAGCUGGAGAUCGGGGAGCUGAUCGGCAAAGGCCGCUUCGGACAGGUGUUCCACGGACGAUGGCACGGCGAGGUGGCCAUACGGCUAAUCGACAUUGAAAGAGACAAUGAAGAACAGCUGAAAGCCUUUAAAAGAGAGGUGAUGGCGUACAGAAACACGCGGCACGAGAACGUGGUCCUGUUCAUGGGAGCGUGUAUGAGACCGCCUCAUCUGGCCAUCAUCACCAGUUUGUGUAAGGGCAGGACCCUGUAUUCAGUGGUGCGAGAUGCAAAAGUUGUCCUCGAUGUCAACAAGACCAGACAAAUUGCGCAGGAGAUGGUGAAGGGGAUGGGUUAUCUACAUGCCAAAGGAAUCCUUCACAAAGACAUGAAGUCGAAGAAUGUAUUCUAUGACAAUGGGAAAGUUGUCAUCACAGACUUUGGCCUGUUCACCAUAUCUGGCGUUUUACAAGCGGGCAGUAGACGGAAGGAUAAGUUGCGGAUCCCGAGUGGCUGGCUGUGUCAUCUCGCUCCCGAGCUCAUCCGUCAACUUUCCCCUGAGACAGCAGAAGACCAGCUUCCUUUCUCCAAACAGUCGGAUGUCUUUGCGUUUGGCACUAUUUGGUACGAGCUUCAUGCGCGUGAGUGGCCCUUUAAGAACCAGCCGGCUGAAGUCAUUAUCUGGCAGGUGGGGAGUGGAAUGAAGCCCAACCUCACACAGAUCGGCAUGGUCAAGGAAAUAUCUGACAUUCUGCUGUUCUGUUGGGCGUACGAACAAGAGGAGCGACCCAGCUUCUCCAAGCUCGUCGAACUUCUGGAGAAACUCCCCAAGCGCAACCGUCGCCUGUCGCACCCCGUGCACUUCUGGAAAUCAGCUGAGUAUGUGAAAUGAGCUAAACUCCAAACUAAACGGAACAAUCGUGAGAUAACAUUUAAAACAAAGACUCAACGUGGCUAAGAAAGCCCAACACGUGUGGGUUGCUACUGAAUGGUGCAUGUAUUCUGCUGUAUUUUGCGACGUUUCCUAAAGCGCAGUGAUGAUUUAGCAUUCUCAGAGCACACGGUAUUUCCUGCUGUAUCGUUUGAUCAUUAAACGAAGACUUUCUUUCUUUUUUUUGGCUUAAUCUGUUUGCAUUUCGCAACUGCUUGUAAUUAUUUCUCAUUGUUAUCUUUGAACGAAGAAGUGCUGUUUUGGUGAAUGUUGCUUUCUUUCGUCGACAAUGCAUUUUUAUAAACAAUUGAAAGUAGUUUUUACUGUAAGUUUUUUGUCUGUAUUUUUAUUUUAUUUUUUAGAUUCAAUCAUCGGAUGAAUGUAUUUAUUUUGUGCUUGUUAAAAAUGUAUCCUUGAUUUGUUUUGAUUUUCGUUUAUUCACGGCCCAUCAGUGUUUCAGAGUUACAUUCUGCCGUCAUUCUGCCAUCUUUUGUCGUUUGGUUUUACGCGCAUCACCAUAAAGGGAGGUGUAUAUUCCAGAAUGAGAACAAUUUAUUUUCCCUACUACGUCGGCGUUGUAGAUAAGGUCGCGUGAAAAGCCAUCUCUCAUUUGCGUGGCUAGCAUUGCCUACGUUUGCGUACGGCGGCGGCGUAAUGAAACGUGUCGCCCCGAGCCACGCGUGUAUAUUAUCGACAAUUGAAUUGUAUCAUGCCUAACUGUGACAAAACAGAGUUACCUGGGUUAAAAUGCUAUUCCUGAGCCUACCAUGAAAGGGAUAGAUAAUCGUCCGUAUCUAUCACACUUUUGCUUAAGAAUGUUUUGGCAGAUUUUCAAGCUUUGCGUUGUUUAUUGCUUCACAUUCUUGUAUUAUAAAGAAUAAAAAAUUAGUAAUAGUGCAAUUUUUCUUCGCACACGCAUUUGUGUAUUAUUAUCACGUCUCAUAAUAUGACUGUUGCAUGUUGCAAGUUAUGGAGUGUCCGUGUUGUAACACAGAACGGCGUUCCCGUCAACACGCGCGCGAAAGUUCGAUUCAGUCUCUUAAGUUUGGUGUCGCUAGUUUGGUAUGGCUUAAGAAAAAAAGCUUCUCCUUCAUUUUGCUGGUACAGACAAUCUUCUCACAUGGUGCCGGUGUCAAAUGCUCACAAACUUGCUGCUGUUAUUUUUUUCAAGUAUAUUUUAUGAUGUGGCUAUGUGGGCGUUUAUAUUUGUACGGUUGAGCAUUUUUACAUGCAUGAGAACAUUUUUAAGACAUUCAUGCUCCGGGAUGCUACGACAGGAUAUGUGAUGAUGUAAGAAAGUAAUAACAAAUAUUUUAAGAUAUGUAUCAGGCCUGGCAAGGCACAGAAUCUAUACAUAUAUAAACAUGGUAUAAUGUUUAUAAUUUUGAGGAAGUGUGUUGAGACGCUGGAAAUGAUUGGGAAUGUGGGUAAUGAAAAGAUAAAAUGGGAUUUUAUUAACAACCAUGAUAAGGAGCUUCCAUAUCAGGGCUAUUUAACAGGCUGUAGACUUUGCUUAAUAAUCUGUUGCUGUAAUUAAUAUUACAAUCAUUAAAUCCGACCUCAUUUCCAUGGACUGAAUUAUUUCUGCAUCAUUAUGAAUGUAUGAAUUGUGUUCUCUCACUGUGUGUGUGAGUGUGUAAUUUAUUUUUCUUGGGCAUUUUGUUUGGUGGUCAUGGAUUAUUUAUGAACACUUUUCCAUCACUCUGUUUUAUGUUACUUUUCUGAAAAUGUUGUUGCAGGUUUAUUUGACGCCUCCAUGAUUGAGUUUUUGUGUGUAUUUCUUGUAAGUAUAUUAAAGCUUGUAUUGGCUCAUGGCUUAGCGACUGGUACUCAUCUUGAGCUUUCUUUACAUUCAUCCUUUAUGAAGAUAUAUGAAAAUAAAAAUGUGUUGAUUUUGAA
Triplophysa dalaica is the source of this 4933-nucleotide messenger RNA. RefSeq names its product kinase suppressor of ras 2 (gene ksr2). The record is from RefSeq and is a predicted model, not a curated record. Lineage: Eukaryota; Metazoa; Chordata; Actinopteri; Cypriniformes; Nemacheilidae. Gene Ontology annotation, biological process: protein phosphorylation. The coding region runs from base 95 to 2995 and encodes 966 amino acids. The transcript has 21 exons. Gene Ontology annotation, molecular function: ATP binding; protein kinase activity.